AUGGCAAGGAUGAAGUGCUGUGGUGGUGAAUUUGGGUUGGACGACUGGAUAAUGGCAGUGACCAUGCUGCUUGUAAUUCCGCUCUCAUCGUUAUCUGUCGUUUUGGCUGAUACGGGCCUCGGUAAAGAUAUCUGGACGCUUCCCUUUGAUAAUAUUACCCGUAUUCUCAAGAUAUAUUUCUUCGACGAGUGUUUAUACCUUAGUAUUCUACCAUUGACGAAGAUUUCGAUUCUUUUCUUUUACUUGAGGGUCUUUCCAAAGCGCUCAUUCCGGAAUGCUGUGUACACUGUGAUCGUCCUCAAUGUUUGUUACAUGAUUGCAUUUGUGUUGAUUUCUGUAUUUCAGUGCCGGCCUCUCGAUGGUGCGUGGCUCCACUGGGAUAAAGAGCACCAGUAUCAGUGCAACAACAUCAACGCACAGGGCUGGGCGGCUGCCAUCUUCAAUAUGGUUUUGGACUUGGUCGUCAUGAUAAUGCCUCUCCGUGAGCUCUACCACUUACAGCUUUCCCUGCGGAAGAAGCUCUUUGUGAUGUUUAUGUUCAGCCUUGGUAUCUUCAGUGUCACACUGGUCAGCAUACUACGACUGGAAUCACUCAUUCAUUUUGCAAAUACCGACAACUUGACCUGGGACUAUGUCCAAGUCGGAUACUGGAGCACCAUCGAGGUCCACGUGGGAAUUAUUUGUGCCUGUCUACCGGCUAUCCGCACAUUACUGACCCGCAUCUGCCCCAGCAUUUUUGGUGAUACGAGGGCUCAGACCAGCACCAGUCGGUCGGGGGGCGCCAGCUCUCGGCUAGAAGGCGUGUUGCAAAGCAAGCCUAAAGUGAAAGGAGAUGAUUCGGACUUCCUUCCCCUUGUAGACAUGGAAAACUCCAGCCAAUUUGACUUGCAAAGACACCGGUGA
Molecule: messenger RNA, 903 nt
Organism: Aspergillus bombycis
Lineage: Eukaryota; Fungi; Ascomycota; Eurotiomycetes; Eurotiales; Aspergillaceae
Product: putative integral membrane protein
Exons: 6
Coding region: 1-903 (300 amino acids)
Source: RefSeq, a predicted model, not a curated record